This is a messenger RNA of Pecten maximus, 4076 nucleotides long. RefSeq lists its product as uncharacterized. The record is from RefSeq and is a predicted model, not a curated record. The transcript is spliced from 4 exons. The coding region runs from base 686 to 2005 and encodes 439 amino acids. Lineage: Eukaryota; Metazoa; Mollusca; Bivalvia; Pectinida; Pectinidae.
GUCGUUUUAUCUCGACCUUAAAGUCUGUCCGGAACCACAGAUAUACCACAGUGCUUACCGGAAAGCCACCGUGGUACCUUCUCAUAGUCGCCUCAUGGAGGUGUAACGACUCAGCUGUGAUAUGUGUAUCUUUAAAUUUUCUGUGUGACAUUUUACAUGCAUAUGUGUUUUUAAAAAAACAAGAGUGAAUCACUUGAAUGUUACGACUUUAGAAGACUGUUAUAUUCCAUUAUAUUUUUAUGCCAACAGGUUUCUCCCGUGUGAAAUAUGAUAAAGUUCGCUUCUUAUCAUGUCUUAUUUCGGAAAUAGGAUUCUGACGUCUUAAAGGAUCAUUUCAUUGUAUCCGCGUAUGGAUAACCUCCCACUAACAGCGUUUACAGAUAUCGCUGAUAAGAGACCUGGAGGUAAAAGCGGUGUUAAGCUUGUCUCCAGGAAUUGUCUACUUGACCUGAACACUCCAAAGGUGUAGCAUACGAACUACAUUGGAUAUAAGUGCUAUGUAAAGUCGUUCUGCCUGCUUGAUGUGGCUAGAAUCAUGACACAUGUAUCAGACUUGUUGAGUUCACCCAGCUGUUCAAUGAUGCGGAAACCGUCAUAAUGGAAUGGGGACACUGCCAAAUAUGAACCCGAAGACAAGUUGAACAAUGGCGCCGUUCUGUUAUAGGAUACACUAGAGUAAACACAAAUGGAGGAAGUCAAUACUCCGAUACUUCCCGAGAUCAACCCGGGAUUUCGGGUCGGUGGUGUAUCACAAUCUCACGAGCCGCCGGGUAGAAGUUGGGCUCGAAUCAGAACAUACCUGAUCGACAAUCCUAAAGAUGACGAUCUCAAACGACGGCAGGAUAUCUGGAAUUACCAGCAGAGGAACAGGGGUGUCGUCAAGUCAUUAAUGAAAUCUAUUCCAAAUGUUCCAUACCGAGUUAAAAAGCCAAGAAUGGAUAAAUUCAAGACGGCCCCCCGAGGCAGUCAAGGCCUUAACCAUUUAGGCGGGGACGCUGAACAUGGACUUCAUGGCAUUCAUCUCCCAAGGAUUGAGAGAUAUAGGGAAUCUCCUACGAGGCGACACAAUUUACCACCACGAGAUAUUCCUAUGACGGAUCGGAAUGAAAAUACAGAGAACACCGAAUCAGUGAAACAGAGAUUAACUUACAAAUACACGGAGAGUGAUGGGGUGCCGGUAUAUGAAGUAGAGACACAAGUAGUUGGUCCAAGGUUUCCACGCAUGCCAGAUUCUGUUUAUCGAGGAACACAAAAUGGAAGUUUGCUUUCUACCGGAAAGAAGGUUUCUUUUUCUUUAAAUGAUUUACCAUCAGUAGGCCGUAGGGUGGAAAUACGGGGAUCUUCAGCGUCUUCGUCGUCAGGUUCCAGCGUUGUGUCUGACGGUGCUCUGGGAAGUUACGGACCGAGCAGCCAUCAUAUAGGCCCGGACGCGCCAAAGUCUGUGUGGGAUUAUAUCAACAAUCAUCAGUUGGGGGAUGGCAGAAAUGUUGGUCCCGGAAAGUGUGGUAAAAACAUACCAAAAUUAACAGAUAACUUUGGAAAGGUAAACGAAUCGAAAACGGACAGAGAGUGGUUUGAAAAAAAUAUUGGUGAUAAAGAAGUAAUAAAUACAACAAACUAUGAAAAUUUCGCUAGAACAAAACCGAUUGGUGAUCACUUCAACCAAGGACCACCACCGCCGCGCCGUCUACCGCCAAACGAACUGGCGUUACUACGGAACAAGGCUCAAAACAAUGGAGUUAUCUCUAAUGGAAAUAUCCCUAUAACAAAAAAAUCCCCUCCAUCAGUGCAAUCGUCCCCGCGAUCAAAUAUAGGAUUAAAUAUAGCAACGAAAACGCCAGUGCUCUCUCCCUCAGGGAGCGUGGGGUCAUACUUUCCAAUUUUUUCCCGGGAUGGUUCACCGAUGAGGAAAAUUGGAGGGACAAAAAAACAGAAGCUACAAAGUUUAUCACCUGUUAAACCUCCUCCUUCUAUGACCCCAACAAAAUCUAACACGGCGGAAUAAUAUCAAUGUGUUCGUUAACAGUGUCUCUGGAUAAUGGAGUUUAUGUUUCGUAUUAGAUAAAGUGUUUAGAUGUUUUGGUGCGAUGAAAGCCGUGAAGAAAUUUGGAAAUAAGUGAGCGUAUAAUUCUUGUUUAAACAACGGAAUGCAUUGUACUCGCAAUGGCGUGACGUGCACUAAUCUACUCCUCAUCUACUCAUCUGAUGGUUUGAUCUAUUUACUUCAAAUUUUCGAUAAGUUCCUUAGAAUAGACCACAAAGUAAACAAGGAGCAAUUUAUUUAUCAAAACAGAAAGCAAAAUAAUAUGUCACUUUUCUUCUCUCUUAUCACUGUUUGCUAUCGCUUACAUUUACUAGUCAAACUAAAAAUAACAAUUGUUAUUGUCAUUACUGUCUUUAAAUAAACAAUCUGUUACAUGCCCUUAUAUCAUAUUGAAAGCUAUAAGUCGCGAUCGUCGAUUAUACAGCGACAGCUAUGCACUGCAACAGUAGUGACCUACAAAAAUAGAUUGUGAACUGUUAAAGUUUCGUCUUUCACCUGGAGGGUCUACCAUUUACAUAGGGUUGUUUUGUCACGCGAUGCUUUGAAACAACUGUUGAUAUGGGUAAUUUCUGUCUAAGUUAUAAUCGUUAUGUUUUUACUGUUUUAACGUUUUCCAUGUGUGUAAUCUGGUGCAUUUAUAAAACUGUUAUACCUAUCGUUGAUGUGAUGUGAUUGAUGUAUUGAUAUAACUGUUAUAACAAUUAUGUAUGUCACGUGAUGGAUGUAUUGAUAUAACUGUUAUAACAAUUAUUUAUGUCACGUGAUGGAUGUAUUGAUAUAACUGUUAUAACAAUUAUUUAUGUCACGUGAAGGAUGUAUUGAUAUAAGUGUUAUAACAAUUAUUUAUGUCACGUGAAGGAUGUAUUGAUAUAAGUGUUAUAACAAUUAUUUAUGUCACGUGAUGGAUGUAUUGAUAUAACUGUUAUUACAAUUAUUUAUGUCACGUGUUAGAUGUAAUGGUAUAGUUUAUACCAAUUAUUAAUGUCACAUGAUUGAUGUAUUGAUAUAAAUCUUAUACCAAUUAUGUAUGUCACGUGAUGGAUGUAUAAAUAUAAAGCUUAUACCAAUUACGUAUGUCACAUGAUUGAUGUAUAAAUAUAAAGCUUAUACCAAUUAUGUAUGUCACAUGAUUGAUGUAUUGAUAUAACUGUUAUACCAACUAUUUAUGCCACGUGAUGAAUGUAUUGAUAUAGAUAUUUUACCAAUUAUUUAUGCCACGUGAUGUAUUGAUAUAACUGAUAUACCAAUGUUUUAUGUCACGUGAUGUAUUGAUGAAGUUGGUUUACCAGUUAUUUGUGUGAAGUGGUGCAUUGGUAUUACUGUUAUACCAAUUAUUUAUGUCACGUGAUGGAUGAAUUGACAUAAAUGUUAAACCAAUUAUUUAUGUCAUGUGAUGUAUUGAUAUAGCUGUUAUACCAACUAUUUAUGUCAUAUGGUUAAUUGUUGUAACUGUUAUACCUGUAAUACGUGUCACGUGAUGAUUACAUUCAUGCCACCUGAUUGAAUCAAACCUGUAAUGCCGUCCGUGUAUAUCACGUUGUUGAAUAGUCAUACCAUUUAUACCGGUUACAUAUGCCAUGUGAUGUAAUUGGUAUAACUGUUAUAAAUGUUGUCUUAGUCUGGUGAUGUCAUUUUAAACAUGUUAUACCAUUCGCUAAUGUCACGUGAUAUACUAGAACAGCCAUUUACGCCGCCACAUCGAGGCGUUGUUACAGUUCCAUUGGUGAUGAUAAUGUGUCUCAAUAGACGUCUACUCACGGGUAGCUAACCACCUGGUUACUUUCUUCAGCACUAACUAUGGUCAGUGAGGUGGGUUCCAGACUAAUCUGGUGUGUGUAAUCUGCAUACCCGUGGUCUGUCAUGUUUUUGUAAUUCGUAUUACUUAUACGUGUUAUUACUAAUGACACGUGUUAUGUUUUGUUAUUGUCUGUUCUAGAUAUUUAUGGUACGUGUGGUUAUGACUUCCGUCAAAGUUGAUUAUGUCAUUUUGUACUCCCGUUUUGUCUUUCAUUUAAUAAACGUUACUAUUUGA